Messenger RNA from Cloeon dipterum, 1526 nucleotides. It is a transcript of the gene Gsc, whose product is annotated as Goosecoid. Gene Ontology annotation, biological process: regulation of transcription by RNA polymerase II. NCBI's taxonomy places the organism in Eukaryota, Metazoa, Arthropoda, Insecta, Ephemeroptera, Baetidae. The transcript has 3 exons. The record is from RefSeq and is a predicted model, not a curated record. Gene Ontology annotation, molecular function: RNA polymerase II transcription regulatory region sequence-specific DNA binding; DNA-binding transcription factor activity, RNA polymerase II-specific. The coding region runs from base 38 to 835 and encodes 265 amino acids.
CAGCUUCGGCUCACUCUCUAACAGGUGGCCCAUUACCAUGGUGGAAACGAUGCCGAGUUGCAGCAGCGACAGUUCCCGCAGCAGCAAUAGUGGAAGUCCACUGCCCCUGAUGCGACGGUCGCACGUGCAGAUGCCCACCCCGAUCGCCGUGAAGGCCUUCACCCCAUCCUACCUGCAGCCGCCGUCGCCGCCGACGGCGGCCGCGUCCUCCUCCUCCAACUUCACCAUCGACAACAUCCUGGCGAGCCGGGGGCCGUCCGUCGCGUCCCUGCCGCCUCCGAGGGGCCUCCAAGCAAUGCUGCCGCUGCCCCAUCACUUUCCCUUCGGACACUUACACUCAGCGGCAGAUUUCCUUGCUGCUGCAUAUCAAGGAAUGUACCCGAGUUACCACCAUGUGGCCGCGGCCGCGGUGGCUGCCCACGCAGCCGUCGGAAAUCUCGGCCCUGGCUCCCUGCACGGUAACCCAGGUCCUCCACCCCCGAAGCGGAAGCGACGGCACCGCACCAUCUUCACGGAAGAGCAGCUGGAGCAACUGGAAGCGACCUUUGAGAAGACGCACUACCCUGACGUCGUGCUCAGGGAGCAGUUGGCUCUCAAGGUGGACCUCAAGGAAGAAAGGGUUGAGGUUUGGUUUAAAAACCGACGAGCCAAGUGGCGCAAGCAGAAACGCGAGGAACAGGAGCGAAUUCGCAAAAUCCAUGAUGAGCAACGCUUACCCGGACAGGACUGCCAGUCCGACGUGUCCCGGGAUGUUGCAUCUAGUCGGCUUUCCGCAGGUUCUCAUUCAUUCAGGCAGCAAAUCAGCGACGAGUCAUCUGACGUCGAGGUCGCGUAGACUAAUUUUCUUUCGGUUUUUAUCUUUUAUUAAUUUUGUUUGUUUUUCUUUUCUGUUGAUUUCAACUCUGCACGCAUUGUUGUCUUUAUUCCGUGCAGUUUUGCUUUCUAUACAUACUUGUUACAUCUCACAUUUGAAAAUGUAUUUAUUGCAUGUAGUGUGCUAAGGAAAGUAGUUCUCUACUAUAAUCCUUACUUGGGCACGAAGGGAGUGCGAUAUAAACUGUAGUCUGUCUUGAGCAACACUCGAAGACAGCGUUGCAGAGGUUCAUUCCUUCCUCCCUAACAAUGAGUGGCCACCCCAAACCCGCGAAUCUCAUACACUAAUUAAGUUACGCGCCGUUUUCGCGUACAAGCUUUGUGAUAUUAUUAUUUAUAUUUCUCCUUAGUAAAUUAUUUUAGUUUUUAAUUGCGUAAAAUUGAUGUAAUUAGCGAUUCAGCGUUACUAUGUAUAAAUUAUAUAUUAAUGUAUACAUCAAAUCAGUUUUAUGUUGUUGUAUAUUCUAGGAGAAAGCAGACUAGAAUCUACGAUAUGGAUAGAAUUUUCACGUAAACUAUAUACAGAAAAAAAUGUUGCAUUUAUUAAUUUAUUGAAUACAUGUUUAUAAAAACGCACAAAAUCGGUUGCAUUUGCGAAUUUCUGUCAGUGUUCAGUGUCUGUACCUUUCUGCCAAAUAUAUAUUAUAAAAUAA